UAACUGCAGGCAGCGGCGGCGUUCCUGGCCCGAGACAGCAGGAGACUCACGGCGGACCCCGCCCGCCGGCCCGCCGGGCGCACACACAGGCGCACACACACUCGCACCCGCGCGCACACGCACAGCCAGCUAGCAGCGGCGACCGCCGCGAUGCUCGCCAGCAGGUCGGGGAAGUUUCCCGCCGGCCUCGGCCGCAGGCGCCAGUGCUCCCAGGUGUAGCGCCCCCGCGCGGCGCGGGCGGCUGGGCGUCUCCAGCAUGACCGGCCAGAGCCUGUGGGACGUGUCCGAGGCCAACGUCGAGGAUGGAGAGAUCCGCAUCAACGUGGGCGGCUUCAAGAGGAGGCUGCGCUCGCACACGUUGCUGCGCUUCCCUGAGACGCGCCUGGGCCGCCUGCUGCUCUGCCACUCGCGCGAGGCCAUCCUGGAGCUCUGCGACGACUACGACGACGUCCAGCGCGAGUUCUACUUCGACCGCAACCCUGAGCUCUUCCCCUACGUGCUGCAUUUCUACCACACUGGCAAGCUGCACGUCAUGGCCGAGCUGUGCGUCUUCUCCUUCAGCCAGGAGAUCGAGUACUGGGGUAUCAAUGAGUUCUUCAUUGACUCCUGCUGCAGCUACAGUUACCACGGCCGCAAAGUGGAGCCGGAGCAGGAGAAGUGGGACGAGCAGAGCGACCAGGAGAGCACCACGUCCUCCUUCGAUGAAAUCCUAGCCUUCUACAACGACGCCUCCAAGUUUGACGGGCAGCCCCUGGGCAACUUCCGCAGGCAGCUGUGGCUUGCGCUAGACAACCCUGGCUACUCGGUCCUGAGCAGGGUCUUCAGCAUCCUGUCCAUCCUGGUGGUGCUGGGCUCCAUCAUCACCAUGUGCCUCAAUAGUCUGCCGGACUUCCAGAUCCCUGACAGCCAGGGCAACCCAGGCGAGGACCCGAGGUUCGAAAUCGUGGAGCACUUUGGAAUCGCUUGGUUCACAUUUGAGUUGGUGGCCAGGUUUGCUGUGGCCCCUGACUUCCUCAAGUUCUUCAAGAAUGCCCUCAAUCUGAUCGACCUCAUGUCCAUCAUCCCCUUUUACAUCACUCUGGUGGUGAACCUGGUGGUGGAAAGUUCCCCGGCCUUGGCCAACUUGGGCAGGGUGGCCCAGGUCCUGAGGCUGAUGAGGAUCUUCCGCAUCUUAAAGCUGGCCAGACACUCCACCGGCCUGCGCUCCCUGGGGGCCACCUUGAAAUACAGCUACAAAGAAGUGGGGCUGCUUUUGCUCUACCUCUCCGUGGGCAUCUCCAUUUUCUCUGUGGUGGCCUACACCAUUGAAAAGGAGGAGAACGAGGGCCUGGCCACCAUCCCUGCCUGCUGGUGGUGGGCCACUGUCAGCAUGACCACAGUGGGGUAUGGGGAUGUGGUCCCGGGAACCACAGCAGGGAAGCUGACUGCCUCUGCCUGCAUCUUGGCAGGUAUCCUCGUGGUCGUACUGCCUAUCACCUUGAUCUUCAAUAAGUUUUCCCACUUCUAUCGGCGCCAGAAGCAGCUUGAGAGUGCCAUGCGCAGCUGCGACUUUGGAGAUGGAAUGAAGGAGGUCCCAUCGGUCAAUUUAAGGGACUACUAUGCUCAUAAAGUUAAAUCCCUCAUGGCAAGCCUGACGAACAUGAGCAGGAGCUCACCAAGUGAACUAAGUUUAAAUGAUUCCCUCCAUUAGCGAGGAGGACUUGUCACCCUCAAACCUACAUUGCUGAGCUGCCUCUUAGGUCUCUGGCAUAGUCCAGGCACCUCAGGGUUAUGGCCUAAGGAGUAUGUCCGACCACAGAGGGGAGAGCUGCAUGGGAUAUGUGCCCAAGGUCGCUUUGACAAUAGUCAGAAUCAUUUUUAAAGGGUGGUGUGUCUGACACCAGGCCUUUGCCCCUUUCAGCGAAUGACACUCACUGGUCUUUGCACUGUGAGCAUAAAAUGUUCACCUUUCCGCCGGAUGAGUACCGUACCCAGAAUGCUAACUUUUCUGUUCACUGUGUACACUAUUCUAGUGCUCGUGGCCCAGUGCCGUCUGUGAGUUGUCUGUGCUCCUGUUACUCAGGUUGUUGUGUGAGUUCUGUUCCAAAAGCCCCCACAUGUCUACCUAGUGGAAACGCAUCUAUGCGGUCAGCAAGGAUAUCAUGAGAUUUUGCUCCCCGUCACGUGACAACAAAAUCUCAGUUCUUUAUCCAUGGCUUUCACUUCGUUUUAAUACCAAAACAAAGAGAAUGCAAAGUUGCGCGUACACGACCAGUGCCAAGUCUGUGAGCUGUCCUUAUAAAUGACCUAUAGCCCUGUGGCUGCAUGGAUGCACCCAUUGUCUUUAGAACGAUGUACACUGAUGUUUAUCUCGUAAAUGUCACUCUAGAGAAUGUUACUCUGUUCAACAUGUAGUGAAAAUCGAAAAAUUUUCUACAAGUAGAUGCACUUAGGGACAGGAGCUUCAGUUAAAUCUAGACCCAGGAUGCUUAACGCCGAGUCAGUGCAAGCCGAGACCUUUCUUUCAUUGUCAGGCCUCCAUCUUUCCUAGGGUGAUCGUAGAGACAUUUAUUUCUGGCUGAAGUUCCUUGUGUAGGCCAUUUGACCAAAUUUUUGCUAUGUCUCAGAUAUUCGCAUGAUCUUGGAAUACUUGUUUUUCAGAGAUGUUUAGGAAUAAGGUUGUGUUGUCUUUCUCAACUAAAAUAAGAUUUCCUGUUGUAUUGUCUCCCGGAGGUGAACAUCGUUGGGUUGCUAGCAAGCACAGUACCUUUAAUACUUUUGUCGCCUGCUUUGAGAACUCAUAAAAUGAGAGUGCUUUUAUUUCCAAGCAGACUUUACUCAGAUAAUGUUGCUUCUAGGAUACAGUGUGUUGUAUACGAUGUGAUGAUUGCCCUGGAGUUCCUGCCACGACAUGGAAACCCGGUGGCAUCGAAGCAUGUACUCAAACAUAGACGUGCACAGGUCGGGUGGCCAAUCCGGGCAGGAAACACAUAGCUUUUAUUUCUAUCCCAACUGCCUUUUGUUGGGGGAGGGUGGAUAAAAGCCAGGAGAAAGGCAAGAGUUGUAAAAUGAGAAAUUGCUUCUUUGUAAAAUGGCAUAAAAUUGUGUAAACUUUUUGAAAAGCUUAACGCUAUCAAAAAGGCCUUUAAACUUCUAAACUUAGGCUGAAGAGAGACUCUCCUUCUCCAAAGGGCCGCUUCCUCUUCUUUAGUGAACUAGCACUAUCAUUGUCAAGGGGAACCUGGGUCCCUUUGGCAGCUCAUUCUUCGCCAUCAUCCUUUAGAUAACUGAUAGUUUUCCAGGUGGGUUUCUUAUCGACCAGUCUUUGUAAAGGCUGCAGAAACCAGGGGUCUAAGCAUGAAGUUAGGCAGCCUUUUUAUUCAAGUCUUGGGCCUCCUCUUAAGAGAUCCAUUUUGUGAUUGUUGUUGGUUGAGGAUAAUACAUACCUCACAGGGCUGUGAAGAGGAUCUUCUUG
This is a messenger RNA of Tupaia belangeri chinensis (Chinese tree shrew), 3454 nucleotides long. RefSeq names its product potassium voltage-gated channel modifier subfamily S member 2 (gene KCNS2). The transcript is spliced from 2 exons. Lineage: Eukaryota; Metazoa; Chordata; Mammalia; Scandentia; Tupaiidae. Bases 257 to 1690 code for a protein of 477 amino acids. Gene Ontology annotation, molecular function: voltage-gated potassium channel activity; protein binding. Gene Ontology annotation, cellular component: voltage-gated potassium channel complex; membrane. Gene Ontology annotation, biological process: potassium ion transmembrane transport; protein homooligomerization; action potential. The record is from RefSeq and is a predicted model, not a curated record.